AUGGCAUUUGCUCAAGUUGUCAAACCUUCUUUUUCCAAUAAAAACUAUGCAAUUAAAGUUUCAGUAUUUAAAUGCGGCGAAAAUGAAGGAAAAGAAAUCGGGACAUUUAGUGUUGGAUAUGGCGAUGUCGGUUUUGAGAAUAACAAUAUCACAAAUAACAAAUGCAUCGAAUGUUCAUCACUAAUUAUCCAACUUGAUGGAAGUUCAGGUACAUGUAAUUUCUCAAAUUUCAGAGAAAAUAACCAAACUGAUAGGAAUUCAAUCGUAUUUUUCACUUUUGGUCACCGCUCAUUAAAUCAAACAUUUUCUUAUUGCAAUGUUAUUGGAAAUAAAUGCGGAACAGACAAUCACCAAGUUCUAUUUUAUAGUUGUUACACAACCAAUGUUGAUCACUGCAUAUUUUUAAAUAACACUGCACAGUACAUGUUUGGCCAAUAUUUUGAAGUUGACAUUUUGACUAUUUCAGAAUCAUAUGUUGAAUCAAAUUCAACUACAGGAUUUGGAACCGUUACAUUUAAAAAUCUAAAAGAUACUUACGAUUUUAAUACUUUUACUGAUUUUUUCAAAGGAAAAUGCAUGAUAGAUCCAAAUUUAAUUUCAACUAAUUUAUCAUUUUCUUCUAAAAUUUCGAAAACCACAACGGUAGGAUUAUUUUCAUCAAAAAAGUAA
Molecule: messenger RNA, 669 nt
Organism: Trichomonas vaginalis G3
Lineage: Eukaryota; Parabasalia; Trichomonadida; Trichomonadidae
Exons: 1
Coding region: 1-669 (222 amino acids)
Source: RefSeq, a predicted model, not a curated record